Molecule: messenger RNA, 643 nt
Organism: Suillus paluster
Lineage: Eukaryota; Fungi; Basidiomycota; Agaricomycetes; Boletales; Suillaceae
Exons: 1
Coding region: 211-549 (112 amino acids)
Source: RefSeq, a predicted model, not a curated record
GUCACUGCCUGUCACUGCAGUGUUGACUUCAAUGGUGCCAGGCGCUACAGAAUUGUCGCGAAUUAAACGUUCUGCUGGUCUCGUACCUGAAACGUUUAAAAGGAGGUGUACUUGGAGUCUGGCCGAAUAAUUUGAAGAAGACUAGCAGCGUUUGGGCAGCGUUGAACGUCAGCUUGACAUUAGCCUGGUAUUACUAGUAUACCGUCUCCGAUGCACACCGUGAGGGAACAAACAACGCUUCUCAUUCGCGCCUUUGUAGUGUCUCUUGCAUCUCGCUUCGUAAGGUGUUUCUCAGCGGCAAAGCACGACAAUUGUUUCUGCUCUGGUUUGCUCCUUGGCCCUGAUAACAAGUCUCAGAAAACCCCGUUCAAUGUUCAUUGCGAUCUCUCAGUCCCACCUUCUUCCACUUCGCUGGCUCGUGGAGCACGUCAUAUUGUUCGUCAUCAUCGACUCAUCCUCAUAUUGGCUGAUGCGGUGGAUUUUAGGAUCCUGCGGUCUUUCGUCUACAUAUGUGAAGUAGUUGUCUGCGCUGGACUGCGCGUCCCAUGAAUUCAUGGAGAUGAAAACAGCGGUACAAGACGAAUAUAACUAGUGACGAUAUAUGGUCGAACCUGCAGUCAUCUUCUUCACUACCAUCCAUCAC